Messenger RNA from Branchiostoma floridae (Florida lancelet), 867 nucleotides. RefSeq names its product collectin-12-like. The transcript is spliced from 6 exons. NCBI's taxonomy places the organism in Eukaryota, Metazoa, Chordata, Leptocardii, Amphioxiformes, Branchiostomatidae. The record is from RefSeq and is a predicted model, not a curated record. The coding region runs from base 1 to 867 and encodes 288 amino acids.
AUGCCGGCACAGAAGCCACCGCCCGAGGCGUCCGACAGAAAAGGCGCCACGCACACCCGGGAAGACUGGCGGUCGCUUGCGGACGAAGGUGCAAAUGUAAACAACGCCAUGUACUACUCCUCGAUAGAAGUCAACAUGACCGUGCUUUCUGAAGAGAUCCAAAAGCUUACCGUGCGAAUGACGGAGAUGGAACGCAAUGAUUUUAGAGGACCCAAAGGGCCAGCAAGCCUCGGGCUCCCCGGCCCCCCCGGGCCUCCUGGACCUCCGGGAGCGAAAGGACCCCAAGGGCCGGCUACUCGUGGCCCCCCUGGGGAAAGAGGGCCCAUGGGCCCAGCUGGUGCAAAGGGAGAACUUGGGCCAGCUUGUCCUGCCCUUGGGUGUGCCGGACCUCCAGGGAUGACGGACGCGCAGAAGGAAGUAUCCUGCCCCGAUGAUUACUCGGAUGGAGGGAAUGGGAUCUGCUACAAGCUGUUCCAAUCCAGUGUGACCUUCAGCGAAGCGGCUGAAACCUGCAGACGGUCCGGCGGCACCCUGGCCAUGCCCCGAGACGCUGCAUCCUACCACGCCCUGCAGAAUCCCCCAUUCUGGCGUGUACUGACAGCUGAGGGCAUCAAUAUCUACAAACACUGGAUCGGCCUUGGCGAUCAGCGCAGCGAGAGGCGCUAUGAGUGGAUGGACGGAGCUCCUAUGGGGAGCGGUCCGUGGAGCCCUGGGGAGCCGAAUGAUAAAAGCGGUGAUGAAGAUUGUGUCGAAUCUGAAGUGACACUUGGAUCGACCAACUGGGCUUCUUUGAACGACGUACCAUGCUCCAAACGCCGACCCUUCAUAUGCCAGUUCAUCCCAGGACCUACCAAGCCGACUGGCUGA